CUCACCGGCCACAUUCUUGGGAAAAAAAGGGCAAAGGCUGCAGCCCUCAGCAAAUCACCAGCCCUGGGGAAACUGAGGCACAGGCCCCGCUCCUCCCUUUCUGCCCUGCCCCAUGCUGGACCAGCUCCCAGCUCUGGGGGAAACUGCAGCACAAAGAGCCGAACUUGACUCCAGGCCUGGGGAUGCCCCUAUUGUGUUGCCACUGUGUCCCCACAUCCUCUCCUGUUGCCACCCCAGACACAGCGGGGUGUGUGGGGUCACGGCUGUCUGUCACCUCCUGGGGCGUCUGGGAGCUCCUGUCAGCCCCUUGGAUGGCUGGGGCUGUGUGAUGCUGGCCUUAUCCCCCAUGUCCCCAGCCCCUGGGUGUCCCUGGGGACCACGGCUCGUCAGGAGCACAAGCACAGCAGAAACCCCUUUGGGUUCUGUUCCCCAGGGUGGGCGGCUCCGCAGGGCUCAGCGCGGUUGGCAAACAUGGCUCUGCCCCCAUCCCGUCCUCCAAAACCAGCCCCACGCCCCUGUGCACCAGGCGGGAGCGUGCGCGGGUCCCGGCGUGUCCCCCCGCGUCACCCCUCGGGUUCCUGCCGCCUCCCGGGGCACUUCUUUCCUGUCUCGUUCUCUUGUCCGCAGUCAUGAGAUGCCAGUGACGUGCACCCAAGUGAUGAAGAAAUUUCAGCCGGCCCAUGCGGUCACCGGCGCUAUUUUUGUCCCCGUUGGGUAUUGCACAGCCACCCGCUUUGCUCCAGUAAGGCAGCCACUGCCCAGCCCAGCAGGGACCCUGUGCGCCCCCUGGGAGGUGACAGUGACGUGCAGAGAGACCAGGGCCACCUCUGGCUGUGGGGAUCUGAGGGUGGGUGCGAUCUACCUGUGUGGUCCUGCUCACCUGGCCAGGGUGUCCGGGGGUCCUGCUGCAGCAUCACGCUUGCUGGAGGGUCCCUGGGGUCAGAGAGAGAGAGAUGGAGGCAUGGACGGAUGGAUGGACACAUGGAUAGAUGGAUGGGUGGAUGGAUGGAUGGACGGACAUGGACAAACGGAAGGAUGGAUAGGCGGAUGCAUGUAUGAGUAGAUGGAUGGAUGGAUGGACGAACAGACAGGUGGAUGGAUGGAUGGAUGGAUGGGUGGAUGGAUAAAUGGACAGACAGGUGGAUGUGCAUACAUACAAAUAAAGGAGUGGAUGAACGAUUGGUUCAUUGCAUGGAUGAUGGACAGACAGGUUGUUGGACAGCUGGACAGAAGUAUGGGUGGAUGGGCAGAUGGACGGAUGGACAGCUGGCUAACAGACUGCCUAGACAGACAGACAGAUGGACAAGCUGCUUCAGCCAAGCAGGCUGGGGAGAAGAGGGUGUUCUCCUGGCUCCUCCACCCCCUCAGGCACCGCCCUGCCCACCCUGAGCCCCCUGGCCCAGCCACGACCUCUGCUGGGGACACCCUGAGGAGGAGGAGGCGGCCGGGAAAGGAAGCAGCGCCAGCCCUGUGCCCAGCAGGGAAUCCUGGAGCUCAUGGGGCGGCUGGGGAGGGGAAAUUCUGGGAAAAGACAACAUUUCUUCUUGUGGAAGGGAGCCACAGCCACAUGGUUCCACCCCGAGCAGAGGUUGUGGCUGGGUUGUCAGCCCAUGCUGCUGCAAAACCCUCGGAACCUGCAAACUGAGUGCGGGGCGGCUUGUGAUGGGCACCAGCAUCACCCGGAUUGCGCUGUAUCUCAAAGAGCUGAUAAAAUACAUUCAUUUUUAUAGGAAGGAAAAAGCCCCUGUCAGUGCCAGGCUCCACCUGUGGGGAAAGGGGAGCUGGGGUGCACAGGGGUUGCAGCGGGUGCUGCUGGCUGUGCUGGGCGCUGUGCUGGGCGCUGUGCACGCCGGGCUGUGCCGUGGUGGCAUUGCACAAGGCUGCCACGGCAGCAGGGACAGCUGCCAGCACCGCUGCCCACAACGGCCUUCCGCUGCCCGGCCCUGCGCCCUUGGGCAACACCCGGGGCCCCACGCACGUCCCGGGGUGGCCUUUUGGCACCGGGCGGCUGUGAUUCCUCCCUGGGGUCACCCAUGGGUGCUGCCGGGAUGAACCAUGCCACUCUGUGUCCCCUGCUUAGUCAGCACCCCAAUUUGUCACCCAGAGGGGUGGUAUGAGGGGAUGGAUGGCCAGAGCAUCCUCGAGAGCAUCACCCAGUGCCACGGCGGGGUGUGGUACCCAGCCGUGCCGAGAUGCUCCGCACUUACCGAGUUUCCAUCUCCCUCCUUCCCAGGCUGGAUUUUCAGCUCUCAUGGCUGGACCUGGUGCAGGAAGCCUUUCAUGAUGUGACAUGGGUGUCCCCACACGGCCAACGUCCCCAAGUGCCAGCCCUGCUACCGCCACCAACCACCGUUACCUUCUUCUGCAUUUGGGUUUUGAGGCAGACAGGCUGUUUGCAGUUCAACCAGCCCAUUGGGUGCCGAGCAGCAAACCUGGAGUGACUCAGAGCCGCUCUGUCCCAAGAAACCAGGUUUUUGGGCUCUGGCACAACCAGACCCAAGCCAAGCAGUGGGACCAUGGGCUGGACCCACUGGGACUCCCUCGAGGAACUGAAUCGAAGAAUAAGCCCACGGGCAGUCCUGGCAUCAUUUCCUCCCGCCGGGGUGACUCACCCCGCUCAUUGGCCCCGGGGCCGUGGCUUCACUUCUCGCUGCCUUCCCGUUGGGUCCGGGUGCCUCCCGCGGAGGUGGGGGCAAAUGGGUGCACUUUAAAAGGCGAGCUUCCCCAUCAGGCCGGCAGUAAGGAAGUGGCUUGCGCGCCCGGCGGCCCCACGCCCAGACACCCCGUCCCGGCCAUGCGGUGUGGCGGGUGGCCCUUGGGCAUGCUGGCAGCUGUCACCAAAGGACUCUUGAUCCUCUGGGCAGUGCCUAGCCAGGGGGGACGGCCCCUGCCCCCCCCAACCCUGCAGCAGAUCCAGGCGCUGGUGAGACACAUGGCCGAGGAUGCGCAGGAGCUUUUCACCUUUUACGAGGAGAACCAGCACUUGGCCAUCCACCACCUCUGCCGCACCAACCGCCCUCCCGAGUGGCUGCGGGGACCCGUGCUGGGCCCCGGGGGGCUGCGGGAGCUGCGAGGGACCAUGGCCCGCAUGGCGCAGGCGCUGCAGGACAUCACCCGCCACCAGCGUGACCUCAACCCCCCUGGCGCUGAAAUCCUUCGCCGCUUGGCCAGCACCCACCUGAAGGUGCGGGGGCUCCUCAGCAACCUGGACGGGCUGUUCCCGGCCCCCAGCCCGGUCCCCGGCCACCGGCCGCCCGCCAGCCCCACGGCACCCACCAAGAUCUUCCGGCAGAAGCUGGCGGGGUGCCAGAUCCUCUGGAGCUACGCCCGCUUCAUGGCCAAGCUCAGCGCCCGGCUCGAGGCCCGGAGCCGCCGGGAGAAGCGGAGAUCCCACCGGGGCCCACGGCCACCCACACGCUCGUAGUGCAGCUCCGGUGUCACCAGAGCUGUCCCCAUCUCCAUCAUCUCCAUCUUCACCCCCAUCCCCAGAUGACAACUUGCCGGUGGGGACGCUCCUCAGGGACCCUCUGAGCUCCCAGGGGUGAGGACACGAGUGCGCUCGAAGCAUCAUCCAUCGCCUCGGCUUACCAUGGGGACCUGGCUGUCCCCGUGCCACCGCGCGGCUGCAGGACAGCCCUGCUCCUGGCAACUCUCCCUUGUCCUGCUCCACAUUUCGGCAGCGAUGGUGGGUGUCACACACUCGGGUUCACGCGGGUGUCCCCCGGGUGCCCAACGCUGCGGGAUGGAGCCGUCCCUUGUCACCGAGUCCUGAUGGAUUUUCCAGUGAUUCAGCGGGUCCGGUGACCCAGCCUGACUCAGCUGUGCUGCCGGCACCGGUGUGUGCCACCGGCACUGUCACCCCCUGCACCGCCCUGCCUGCACCUUCGGGGGUUUGUGCACCCCAGGAAGUGUCUGGGAGUAGAACCCUGUGAGCCUGGUGUCCCUGUAAAGCUGGUGUCCCUGUGAGCGUGGUGUCCCUGUGAGCGUGGUGUCCCCAUGAGCCUGGUGUCCCCAUGAGCCUGGUGUCCCUGUAAAGCUGGUGUCCCUGUGAGCGUGAUGUCCCUGUGAGCCUGGUGUCCCUGUAAAGCUGGUGUCCCUGUGAGCGUGGUGUCCCUGUGAGCCUGGUGUCCCUGUAAAGCUGGUGUCCCUGUGAGCCUGGUGUCCCUGUAAAGCUGGUGUCCCUGUGAGCGUGAUGUCCCUGUGAGCAUGGUGUCCCUGUAAAGCUGGUGUCCCUGUGAGCCUGGUGUCCCUGUAAAGCUGGUGUCCCUGUGAGCGUGGUGUCCCUGUGAGCUCAGCAUCCCUGUGAUCUCCAUGUCCAUGCACACUCAGUGUCCCUACAAGCUCCAUGUCCCUGUGCCCUUUGCUGUGCUUGUCCCUACACACUCGUCCCCAGGCCCUCAGCACCUCUGUGCCGUCUCUGUGCCAUCAGUGUCCCUGUGUGCUCAGUGUCCCUGUGCAGUGUGUCUGUGCUCACCCUCAUGUGUUGGGUGACCCCCUGCUCUUGGUGUCCCCAUGCUCCCAGCAUCCCUGUGUCCUCAGGGACCCCCAUGCUCUUCCAUCUGUGCUCAGUGUCCCUGUACCCUCGGUGUCCCUGUGUCCCCAAGCCUCUGAGGCUGUGUCGGGCAGGAGCUCGGCUCUGGCCACUGCGCUGUGACAGUGGGUGGCAGCACCCACCCCCUCCCCACUAAUUUAUACAUUAAUAUUUGAGUGGUUGUGAUAUUUAUUGAAUCUUGGGGUUAAUUUAAUACAUCCCUGCAGUGGGAGAAAAAAUAUUUAAGGACGUUUUUAAUAUAUAAAUAUCUAUUUUUGUGAUAACUUUUUUUGUAUUGUGUUAAACUAUGAAUGUAACGAGGUGUUAUUUAUAAAUAUCAAGAUUAUUUUGUACUGUGAGAAGGGCGGUGGCCACCCCGGGCUCGUGGCACCCCUGUAUUUUUGUAUAAUGGCAGGAGGAAAUAAAGAGCUGACUUUGGCCCA
Molecule: messenger RNA, 4974 nt
Organism: Columba livia (rock pigeon)
Lineage: Eukaryota; Metazoa; Chordata; Aves; Columbiformes; Columbidae
Product: LIF, interleukin 6 family cytokine
Exons: 3
Coding region: 2291-3424 (377 amino acids)
Biological process (GO): immune response
Cellular component (GO): extracellular region
Molecular function (GO): cytokine activity; leukemia inhibitory factor receptor binding
Source: RefSeq, a predicted model, not a curated record